AUGUCAUUCGGUGCUGCUGCUCUUCAGCGUCUUGCUGGUAAGACUAUCUUCAUCACCGGUGCCUCCAGUGGUAUUGGUAAGGCUACUGCCUUGGAGUAUGCCAAUGCCUCCAACGGUGAUGUCAAGCUGAUCCUAGCUGCCAGAAGAUUGGAGAAAUUGAAAGAGGUUGAGGCGGAGUUGAAGAAACAAUUCCCAAACGUUGGCGUGUACGUCAACACUUUGGACGUUAGUGCACCAAACGCCAUCGAGCCCUUCCUGGGCCAAUUGCCAGAGGAAUUCCAGGACAUUGACAUCUUGGUCAAUAAUGCCGGUAAGGCCCUUGGUAGGGCAAGGGUUGGUGACAUCAAACAGGAGGACAUUGACGAAACCUUCAACACAAACGUCCUGGGGCUGAUCAGCAUCACGCAGGCGUUGGUGAAGAGAUUCAAGGAGAAGAACUCCGGUGACAUUGUCCAAUUGGGCUCCAUCGCUGGUAAGGACCCUUAUCCGGAGGGCUCCAUCUACUGUGCCUCCAAGUUUGCUGUUAGAGCCUUCACUGAGUCCUUGAGAAAGGAACUCAUCAACACAAAAAUCAGAGUCAUCGAGGUCGAGCCUGGUGCAGUCGAGACGGAAUUCAGCAUUGUCAGAAACUAUGGUGAUAAGGCUAAGGCAGAUGCCGUCUACAAAGGCAGAGAACCUUUGUACGCAGAUGACAUCGCAGAGGCCAUCGUCUUCGCCACCACCAGAAAGCAAAACACUGUCAUUGCUGAGAUGCUGGUGUUUCCAAGUGACCAGGCAAGUGCCUCGCACAUAUAUAAGAGAGCUUAA
This is a messenger RNA of Williopsis jadinii, 807 nucleotides long. It is a transcript of the gene ORA1, whose product is annotated as oxidoreductase. The coding region runs from base 1 to 807 and encodes 268 amino acids. The transcript has a single exon. Gene Ontology annotation, molecular function: oxidoreductase activity. Gene Ontology annotation, cellular component: cytosol. The record is from RefSeq and is a predicted model, not a curated record. NCBI's taxonomy places the organism in Eukaryota, Fungi, Ascomycota, Saccharomycetes, Phaffomycetales, Wickerhamomycetaceae.